AUGCCUAUGCUUAGAGACCCCUCUGUGAAAUACAGAAAGUUCCCGCAAGUGGACUUGCCCAAUCGUAAGUGGCCCUCGAGAACCUUGGAUAAACCGCCACGUUGGUUAUCAACCGAUUUGAGGGAUGGGAACCAGUCCUUACCAGAUCCCAUGUCUAUUUCGGAAAAGAGGGAAUAUUUCAGCAAGUUGGUAAGUAUAGGAUUUAAGGAGAUUGAAGUUGCGUUUCCGCUGGCAUCACAGAUUGACUUUGAUUUCACUAGAUUUGCGGUGGAGACCGCGCCAGCAGAUGUCUCAAUCCAGGUUUUGUCGCCUUGUCGUGAGGAACUAAUCAAGAGAACAGUAGAGUCAUUAAAGGGAGCCAAAAGAGCAACUGUCCAUAUAUACUUGGCCACUUCAGAUUGCUUUAGAAACAUUGUAUUUGGGUUAAGCAAAGAAGAAAGCAAAGCCUUGGCUGUAAAAUGCACCAAGUUGGUUAGGCAAUUAACUAAAGACGAUCCUUCAACCGCUGGAACAGAUUGGGAUUUUGAAUUUUCACCAGAAACAUUUUCAGAUACUAAUAUGAACUAUGCUCUUGAAGUUUGCGAAGCAGUGAAACAAGCUUGGGAGCCAAGCAAAGAAAAACCAAUAAUUUUUAACUUACCUGCAACUGUUGAAAUGUCAACACCUAAUGUCUAUGCUGAUCAGAUAGAAUACUUUGCGACUCAUAUUAGUGAUCGUGACCAUGUUUGUAUCUCACUUCACCCGCACAAUGACAGAGGCUGCAGUGUUGCCGCAGCAGAGCUCGGUCAAUUAGCAGGAGCCGACCGUGUGGAAGGUUGUCUUUUUGGAAAUGGUGAACGUACCGGUAACGUUGAUUUGGUGACAUUGGCCUUGAACUUGUACACACAGGGUGUGUACCCAAACCUAGAAUUUUCUGAUAUAACCUCUGUGAUAGAUGUUGUUGAGAAAUGUAAUAAAAUACCUGUUCAUGCAAGAGCACCAUACGGUGGAUCACUUGUGGUUUGUGCAUUUAGUGGAUCCCAUCAAGAUGCAAUCAAGAAAGGCUUCACCGAUUACGAGAAUAAAAAGAAAGCUGCAGGUGGCAAGAAUGUUCACUGGCAAUUACCUUAUUUACCUUUGGAUCCACAAGAUAUAGGACGUACUUACGAGGCUAUAAUCCGUGUCAAUUCGCAAUCAGGAAAAGGUGGUUCUGCUUGGGUCAUUUUACGUAAUUUAGAAUUAGAUUUACCAAGAGGUUUGCAAAUAGCUUUCUCAAAAAUUGUCCAAGAACGUGCCGAAAUUAAAGGUCAAGAGUUGACAAAUCAAGAGUUGUGCUCUUUGUUUAAACAGGAGUAUUUUAUUGACUACGAGGAGGAAGAUGGCAACAACAACAACAACGAGACACCUGAUCAAUACUUUAAAUUGCUUGAUUAUUCAUUAUCGACACCAAAUAAAGGGACAAAGGAGAUUGAUGCUGAACUUGAAAUAAAUGGCCAAUCUGUAAAGAUCAAGGGACAAGGAAAUGGUCAAUUAUCGGCAUUUAAUGAUGCUUUGGCCAAAUACUUGAAGAUUAAUAUUGACGUUAAACAUUACCAUGAGCAUUCUUUGGGUGAAGACUCAAACGCUAGAGCAGCCACUUACAUUGAGGUCUUGGUCAAUAACAAGAUUACAAGAUGGGGUGUUGGUAUCAAUACGGAUGUUUCGCAAGCAUCUUUCCUUUCAUUGAUAUCAGUACUCAACGGUCUAAAAAGAGAUCAAGAUAUUUAA
This is a messenger RNA of Lodderomyces oxycetoniae, 1746 nucleotides long. RefSeq names its product Leu42p (gene LEU42). Gene Ontology annotation, cellular component: mitochondrion. The transcript has a single exon. The record is from RefSeq and is a predicted model, not a curated record. Lineage: Eukaryota; Fungi; Ascomycota; Pichiomycetes; Serinales; Debaryomycetaceae. Gene Ontology annotation, biological process: L-leucine biosynthetic process. The coding region runs from base 1 to 1746 and encodes 581 amino acids. Gene Ontology annotation, molecular function: 2-isopropylmalate synthase activity.